This is a messenger RNA of Venturia canescens, 6661 nucleotides long. It is a transcript of the gene Enoph, whose product is annotated as Enolase-phosphatase. Bases 293 to 2647 code for a protein of 784 amino acids. NCBI's taxonomy places the organism in Eukaryota, Metazoa, Arthropoda, Insecta, Hymenoptera, Ichneumonidae. Gene Ontology annotation, molecular function: magnesium ion binding; acireductone synthase activity. The record is from RefSeq and is a predicted model, not a curated record. The transcript is spliced from 6 exons.
CAACAGAAUUCACUUCUCGCCGGCUCAACAAGAACGCGUCGACGUUUAGACCGCGCGCUCUGUUUCGACAGAGCCGAUAUUAAUCUCCUAUUUAUAAUAAUAAUAAAAAUAAUAUAAUAUUUAAACAAACAAAUAAAAAAACGACAAGGGUUGGCAGAAAGAAGGGAAAAAAUUGACGAAAAGAGGCUCUUUCGGAAGAGAGAAAAAAAUAUACGAGAAAUUCCCGUUAAAAUAGCACGAGUUGAAAGCGAGAUUUAGUGUGAUUCAAAGAAGAAAGAAGAGAGGAGAAAAAAUGUCGGGAGAAAAGCGUAGCCAGGAUUCCGAGGAUAGUCUGCUUUCACAGACGGUGGUAAUCGUUGAUAUCGAAGGAACGACAACCAACAUUAACUUCGUAAAGGAAACACUAUUCCCCCAUGUCAGAGAAAACCUAAAACAAUACAUUGAGAAAAAUUGGGAUUUGGAGGAGUUCAAGGCUGAUCUGGAGAAAUUGAAGGAACAGGCGAAGAAAGAUGAGACUGAUAAGGUAGAGGGUCUGGUGUCAAUAACCGGGGCAACACCUGAAGAAGAGAAAGAAUCACUCAUUAAAAAUGUCCUUUGGCAAAUGGACGGCGACCGGAAAACCGGUGCGCUCAAACAACUUCAAGGGCACAUUUGGCGCGAAGCUUACAAGUCCGGUGCGAUUAAGGGACAAGUUUGCGAGGACGUCGUUAAAGCUUUGGAGGAAUGGACUAAAUGCGGAAGAAAAAUCUACGUCUAUUCGAGCGGUAGUGUCGAGGCUCAAAAAUUACUCUUCGGUCACUCCGAACACGGUGAUAUGCUGAAGUACUUCACUGAUUAUUUCGAUACCGAGGUCGGUGCCAAGCAAGAAGCUUCGAGCUACAAGAACAUUCUCGCAAAAAUUGGUGUUAAGCCCUCUGACGUGUUGUUCCUCACAGACGUAGCAAAAGAGGCACAAGCAGCGAAAGAGGCUGGUAUAACAGCAAAAAUCGUAGUCCGCCCUGGUAACGCACCUCUGACCGACGAGGAAAAGGUAAAUUUUACAACUAUCGAAUCGUUUCUGGAUUUAUCCUUUCAAACUUCGGCCAAGCGGCAAAAAGUAGAGACACCCGAAGAAAAGGUGGUCGUCGAACCCGAGAGCUCGGUUCCGGAGCCAAUGGAUACGUCCGACGGAGCGGCGGAACCAGCGACUGAAAGCGUCGUGGAGAAGAGCGAGGAAAAGAAGACGACGGACGAGUCGAAGACAACGACUGAAACUGCCAAAGUCGAGGAGACUAAAAUCCCUGAAAAAUCUCAAGAUUCAAGCAUGGAAGUUGACGUGAAGGUUGAGACUGAAAAGAAGCCUACGGAAUCGGUUGAUAAGCCAGCUGUGGCCGAGGAAACAGUGAAAAAAGAUGAAGAAAUAAAAGGGAACGAAAAUAAGGAAGUGGCAAAAGAAAGUCCAACCGUUUGCGAGAUUGCGAAGAAAGAUACAGAAGUUGGAAAAAAAGAGAACGAAGCAGCGGAUAAAACUGAGAGCGAGGCGCCUAAAAAGGAAGUUGAAGCUGCAAAGAGCGGCACUGAAGUAGCGAAAGCAGAAACGACGGAAGAAAUCCAGAAAGACGAAGAAGUGUCGAAAAAAGAGAAAGAAGCAACGAAAAGCGAUGAAGCCGCCGGCGGUGCUUCAGCCGCUGCUACAACCAAACUCGAUACCGAACCAAUGGAUGCGGACAAAUGUGUAUUACCGUCCAAGUCCGAAACCAUUGCCACAACAAAAGAGGAAAAGACUGAAGUAUGCGCAAAGCCUGCCGAUCCGCUCAUAAAAACGGAUAAAAAAGCCGAGACUGAAGUGAGUAAGCCAGUUGAGACGACGGUGACUGAUUCGAAAAUCGAUAAUGAGACUGAUGAGAAAAAAAAUAUUGCUGCCAGGGAAUCGAGCAGCACAGAAUCAACGGUAACGGAGAGUAAAGUUGAGAAGACUCCGGUGGAGGAGAAUCCAACACCGGUGACGUCCACGGAGAAAACAGAGCCGGAAGUAGUGCCGAAAACGGUUGAGAAGACCGGAACGAUAGAGAGUUCUGAAAAGCCUCAGCCAGUAGCCGAAGAAGCUAAGACCGACGUGAAACUGAACGGGGACAGUGCGUCCGGGAAAUGCGAUCAAGUACAAUCGUCAGAUAAAAAAGAAUCGAACGGCGAAGCAAAAGAAGAAACAACGAAGAACGAGCAAGUAGCCCCGAGUGUUACGGAAGCGACGAAAGUUUCGAGCGUAGCUGAAAAAACCGAUGAAAAAAUGGAGCCUGGCGUUGAGAAUACGAAAAAGAAUGAGACCGAAGUUGAGACGAAAGUUAAUGCCGAUGCGACCACCGUGGCGGUCGAAAAUACCGAUGCCAAAUUGAACGGAAUGGCGACAGGAGCGGAUUCGGGUAAGGAAGAAACCGAGAAACCACACAGGAACGGCCUGAACGGCGAUUCCUCAACCGAGAAAAGUAACGGCAAUACGCAGAACGAGGCCGCGUCGAGCUCACAAAACGGCGAAGCCGAGAGUUCAAUCGGUGUAGCCGCCUCCUCGGCCGAAUCGAUAAAAACAAAAAAAGUCGUUGACUCGACGAUCGCUGACGGAGCUGGGGAACCCGAUGUUGUUCCACCCGUAGCCGUAGCCGCGACAUCCUAAUCUCGCUUGCUCUAACAUUUUAAGGAAACAACAAAAACAAAAACAGCCCCCUUCCCUCCCCCUUCAUACAUAAUACCCAAAAUACCCGAUACAGUACUUAUCUUAUAGUAUUAAAGAAAAAGCACCCUCAGAAGUUCGAAAUCCUUUAUCCUCAAUUGCCCUUGUUCCCUCCCAAGAACCCCCACUUCACAUGAAUCGUACGACAUUUAAGCAUAAUGCGAUAAUUUAAGAUACGGCUCACGGGAUUAUCGUUCCUUUAAAUACAGUAUGAAUUAAAAAAAAAAAAACAAAAAAAAGAAAAAUAAAAAAAGAACAAAGACCGGACAAAUCGUGCGUAGCGCCUUACAGAUUCGAUUGUUAUCUUUUUUUUUCUUCGGACUACGACGUAAUUUGUUGGCCAUCGCGGUAUUAACUGUUGUUUUUUUCUUUUUUUUUCUUUUCAAUGUGACUAAUUAUACAAAACCGUAUACUCUUGACUAGAAAAUAAGAUUUUUUUUUUUUUACUCAUUCGCAUUUAACUCGUCGUCGAUCAUUCGAGACUGUCUCGCGGGUAAUUUUAUCAAAAAUUCAUAUUCAUGGAUCGGUCCUUUGAAACGAUUUUUCCCUUUGAUCCUUUUCGUUCAUUUUUCUUUUUCAUUUUCUCGCUCUCGAUACUUGUCGAUGCACACGGGAGCAAAGACGAUCGAAUUUGUCACGCUGCGAACACGGUUUGCCAGUAAUGUUUUAUUUUUUUUUCUCUUUUUUUUACGAGAACUGAGCAUACACUCAUUUUGUUUUUCUAUCGAAUACACCGUUAUUUACGAAUACGAUAACCUAUAGGAUAGUUGAUAUCGCGACUGACGGAGUAAUGGUGUGCUGGAUGUAUAGUGCCAAAAUGAGUUUUGUCGUUUUUUUUUUUCCCCCAGCUUUUCGUUCGAAAAUUUGUUUUUGCAUCCAGUACAAUGGCAUUCAGUUUGUUUGAUUUUUCGUUGUUGCAACUCGUGAAACACAAAUUGUUCGUGUUAUCAGCGUGGAUUUGAAUUCAUUGAAAAAAUUAAUCGCCUCAACGUGUUCGUUGGCUCGUGAUAAGCUCGUGAAAAGUCAAUGAAAACGUACUUGAAUCAUCGGAUUUGCGAGCACGAAAGCAAACACCAGUUUGACGCUCGAGUGUGCUGAAGAAAAAAAAGCAAAAUACAACUAUAAGAGGUUUUGGACUUGCUCGAAAUAACAACAAAAAAAAUAUUUCGAGACUGUUUCGUUAUUCUGUCGUAUAAUUAAUGGUCAUUGAUAGUUCCGAACUUAGAACGAACAAGGCAGUUAUCUCAGUUUAUCUAUAAGUUUUGAACUAAGCACCCAGUCUUAUUAUUUAUUAAUUUUUCCGCCAAAAUUGACUGUGAUUUAAACAUAUGAAAAAGAAAAAAAUGAAUAGAAGUAAGAGUCCAGUAGUGCAUGUUCGUUUCUUCGAUUGAGCACUGUUCCAAAACCUCGUGAUUCAACAAAAUGAUAGAAAAAAAAAACAAGCCUCCUAAGGCUGCCGAAAAUAUCAGCGAGCUUUCGAAAUAAAUAAUUGCCACUCGUAGACCUUUCGCGAACUUCCAACAACGACGAUACGUUUGUUAAGAGUUAACGUUCACGUUUCUACGCCACUUAUAUUUGAUUUUAAUGAAAAUGACUUAAUGGAAAAAUGACCUCGCGUACGUAAUUCCACAGUCUGAAAUGUUUUUCGUCGAGCGAUUUAGUCAAUAAUAUUGUAUAAUUUAUAUGUCAGACACACUCACUCACGAACACAUACAUGAAUAUAUAUAUGAUAUUUUUCGUUUUGCAUCAGAAUUUGAAAAAGCGCUUCGAAAAAAGUCCUCGUAAAAAUAAGUCGUCGAAUUCGUGUAAUGCGUGCUACCGUCUUCGCCUGACUAAGAAUGUUCGACGACCAUACUGUAACUUUUGUUUUUGUAUCUCAUGUCCCGAACAGUUAUAAUUUCGACCUCGACAUGUAGCGUAAUAUUUUAUCGAUGAAAAUUGUUUCCUUUUUUCGUAUUUUUAACAUAAUAUUUCGUAGUCCGAGCAACUAUUUUCACGAUUCAUGGACUAUUCGUUGUUUUUUUAUUGUUCUCUACAUUUAUUGAUGAAUAUAUGAGUUCAUUCCAUGAUUUAUUUUUAUCUCAGAAACAGCACAAUCUCGGUCCCUUGAGUAAAUAAAAGAAAAAUAAUUCAUUACUGUCGUAGAAUUGUAUUGUAGUUGAUGAAUUCGAGACUCGAGAUUUCGUCCUAUGAGACGUGUACGAUUUGUGUAAGAUUUGCAGGGGUAAAAAAACGGUUAAGUGAAAAAGAAGAAUUUCAUGAGAUGUUGUACGUUGGUUUGGUCGCAAAUCUGUUUCGGGAACCGACUGCGUGACUAAUUUUUCGUAUUUCAUAAGUAUUUUUAACUGCCAGCGUUAUUGAGGAUCGAAGCAUAAAAACAAAAAAAAAACCGUUCAACUCCCGAUGUUCGAUCGUUUUAAUUGCUCUUUCUUUCUUUUGUUUCCUUUCUACGCAGGAUAUAAAUUUUAGGUUAACUUUGUGUAAACAUUCCUUAUUCGUACAUCGUGAAUUUUGGUUAGAAAAUUGUUUGUAAUAUUGAAUACUGAAACGUUAAGCCCAAUCGACUGAACUAAAAAAGAAAUCAAAACAAACUCUGAAGAAACGAACUAAUAACGAAAAAAGAAAAAUAAUAAGAUAAAAUAACGUGACUGUGCGCACGCUCAUUCGUUCUUCGAGAAUCGCAGUGCGAAUUGAGACGAUCUCUCUUCGUUCGACUUUUCGUACUCAUCUACGGUCAUCACUUCAUAUCAUUCAUACAAGAUUUGCGUCAAUGUUCGAGAGAGCUUGAUCCUUCAAUUCGCAGUGGGAUUCUUAUGACGAAAUAUACAAUCUAUAACACUUCGAGCGACACUGCAUUUGUAAUUUCUUUGUCUGUCUCUUUCUCUUUCUCUCUCUCUCUCUCUCUCUCUCUCUCUAUUCUUCGUGCUCUCAUUAAUAAUCUUCAUAGCCCGAUUGAUCAGCUAUAAAGUAUCGCAAAUAUUUGAAUAAAACGUUUAUAAUUUAUGAAACGAAUUUUUGACUGAUCUAUCAACCGAGUUGACUGUGGCUAAUUGAUCCUCAUUUAUAAUGGAAAAAAUAUUCAAAGCAUUGACGACUUAUGAUUGCUUAGUCAUUUUUACGACGAACAAGAUUCUAAACACUGCCCUGCCUCUUCCCUCACAGUCAACUGAUAACGAAAAGAAGAAAUACACUUCAAAAUUUCAAGUGACAUUAUCGCUGCAUUCACGAGAAUUUGCAGUUCACCGAGAGAUAAAAAACUUCGACAAGUGCGAAAUUUUUUACGUUUUUUUUUCUUUAUAUAAAACAUUUUUAUGUUCGCGAUAAAUAAUCAUCGAUAUUGUGAAGAGAUUGAUUUUUUUUAUGCGUACAUAAUUUAUAUAUAUAUAUAUAUAUAUAAUAUAUAUAUAAUUUAUAUAUAUAUAUAUAUAUAUAUAUAUGUAUAACGCUCGGUAUGAAUUCGGAGAAAAAAAAACACUAAAUUAAUGGCAUUAGAAGUAAGAUCUUCGAAGGUAACCUAAUUAUUCAAGUAUGAUGAUUCACCGUGUGGUAGACCCGUAUAUCGACGGUUUAUUCGAAUGAUAUAUCGAAGAAAAAGAAAGAAAACCUUGUAAGAAUUUCAUUGGAAAUCCUAACCCUUUUUUUCCCGCCACAACAUUAUGUCUCCAUUGUACUAUUAAUUCCAGAUGUGCACAUAUUCGAUAAUCAGUGUUGCAUGACUUAUAGUUUUGAAAAAAAAAGAAUCGGGAUGAUGAGUUGAUAAGGAAGGACGACGAACGAAACAAAAGGAUCAUGUAACUUGUACAGUAACAGUUCCUGCUAUAAACAAAAUGAGCGGAGUUUUUGUUCGUGUACUCAAGGUAUGAAGUGAAUAAUAGCAUAAAACCCAUACGAUGUCAGAAUUAUGCGUACGCUGGAGACGCAAUGUAUGAUAUAUUCAAUAAAUAUUUGUUCAUAGUA